Messenger RNA from Malassezia globosa CBS 7966, 933 nucleotides. RefSeq lists its product as uncharacterized. The record is from RefSeq and is a predicted model, not a curated record. NCBI's taxonomy places the organism in Eukaryota, Fungi, Basidiomycota, Malasseziomycetes, Malasseziales, Malasseziaceae. Gene Ontology annotation, molecular function: polyubiquitin modification-dependent protein binding. Gene Ontology annotation, cellular component: cytosol. The coding region runs from base 1 to 933 and encodes 310 amino acids. Gene Ontology annotation, biological process: ubiquitin-dependent protein catabolic process. The transcript has a single exon.
AUGAAUCCCUCAAACUUACAUCGCACAGAUACGAUUCACAUGGUUCGCGCUGCCAUCAAGUCGUCUGGACCGUCGAAUACAAUGCCAGCCUCGUCGACAUCUUCGAAAGAGUCUGCUACUCGUGCUGCAGAGUCGCAAGGUGUACCUGCUGGUUUCUCCGCUGGUCAGCAAUUUAUGAACAACCCUCUCUCGGCGUUGAAUCGAGCUGAUUAUGCUGGUCCCCAUAUGGCCAGUUUGCUGAAUGAAGCAGGCGGCAUGUUUGGCAACUUUGGUGGGAUGAACCCGCGUGAUCCUAAUGUUAUGAUGGGAAUGAUGCAGAACCCAGAGUUCCUUCAACAUAUGCGAGACAUGCUUUCGCGGCCUGAGGUGAUUGAUCAAAUUAUCGCAAGCAACCCUCAAAUGCAGGCCAUGGGUCCGCAAGUACGGGAAAUGAUGCGUUCAGAGUACUUCCGUGACAUGAUCACAAAUCCCGAGACGAUUCAACGCAUGACGCAGCUAUCACAGAUUCUUGGCGGUGGCGGCGGCGCUGGUUUAGGCGGUGCUGCGCCUACGUGGCCGCCGCCUGGUGCGUUUGGAGCACCAACGAGUCAACCGAGUGCUGGUACUGAUCAAAAUUCUUCGACAUCUACAACAGCGACAAAUGCCGCCAAUGCUGGAAAUCCUUUAGCAAGUCUAGCCCAACUUCAACAAAUGCUAGGUGGCGUCGGAGGUGCAGGCACAGAUCCUGCAUCAAUGAACCCGCUUGCUGCGUUGGCAAGUCUUGGUGGUGCAGGUACACAGGCGCCGACUGACUCGCGACCACCGGAAGAACGAUACGCGACACAACUUGAGCAACUACAGAACAUGGGCUUUUUCGACGCACGCGCAAAUUUGCGAGCUCUUCUCAUGAGUGGUGGGAGUGUAGAAGCUGCCCUUUCGAUUCUGUUGGAUUGA